AUGGGUGGAAUAGAAAAUGCCCUAACCCUUUUCAUUCUUCUAACAAUUUCUCAUGUGUCCCUGCUACUAAAUUCUGUCAUUGCAGUUAAUCCUAGCGGGUUUAGUAUGAAGAUUAUUCAUAGAGACUCUAUAGAAUCACCUCUAUAUCCAGGCGAUCAUUUGACACAAGAAGAAAGAUUAGAAAGACUCGUGCAACAAUCCAAAGAUCGAGCACGCUACAUUGGAUUACAAAUAUCAAGUUUCAACAAAACAACAAACUCGAUAAACCCCGAUGUUGCACGCUUACCUCUAGAAUACGAAGUUGGAUCGUUCUAUGUUGCAUUGGUAGGAAUAGGUACUUUUAGUAAGUUACUACAAACUUUCAAAAAUUACUAUUUAAUGGUUGAUACCGCUAGUGAGUUUAUAUGGACUCAAUGCGAAGGUGGUGACUCCUAUUUUCAUCAAGACGAACCUUAUUAUCCUUCAAAAUCUUCAAGUACAUAUGAACCUCUUCUUUGUAAUAAAGAUACAGGGGAACGUCACCCACUUUGCGUCCCCGAAAGAUGUGAUUAUGGCAAAUGUACUUACUUAGCACAAUACGCAAGUGGCUCAUCUUCCUUAGGAGUAUUGGCUAAAGAAAAAUUCACUGUAAAUUCAGAUAACGGUGCCCUUCAAUCUUUCGAUAAUAUUAUCAUGGGUUGUGGCUUUGUUCAGAAGGAUUUCGAUCGACUUGUUGGUGUUGGUUAUAGAAGUGGGAACCCUGAUGUUAUAACAGGAAUACUUGGUCUAAAUGCAGGACCUAGGUCUUUUCUAACUCAAUUAGGUCCUGCCGGAGAAAGAAAAUUUGCACACUGCCUGAUGCCAUAUACUUAUGGAACGGCUCCAAGCACGUUCUUAAGGUUUGGUUCAGACGCGAAUUUUGGAGGUGAAGGUCAACAAGUAUCCACAACUCCCUUAGUUUCUUAUCCUGCUAACCCAAAUUUCUAUUACGUGAUAUUACAAGAUAUUAGUGUAGGUGGGAAUAGCCUCGGAUUUCACCCAAGGGAUUUCGAGUAUAAGGCGAAUAUUAGAAAAGGCGGUUGUUUCAUGGAUUCAGGUUCUCCAAUAACCACCAUGUACGGACCUCACUUUGAUAGAGUUGCGCAAGAGGUGGUGAGAUAUUUUCUGGUUCACGAAGGCAUUCAACUUGUUCCGGCAGCACGUCGCAGUUAUUUACAAUUGUGUUUUAGAAAACCUAGUGAGCCUGAUUUUAAAUAUCCAACAAUGACAUUUCACUUUGAAGGUGCUAAUUUUUUACUCGACGAACCAGAUACUAUUUUUUCCAUCACCGCUAAUGAUUUUUGUCUAGGUAUUAUUCCGCAACCAGAGCGAGUGCCAUUUGAUGUCAUUUUUGGAGCAAUGCAACAAGCUCGUAAAAGGAUCGUACAUGAUGUUGGGGGAGGCUCACUCUCAUUUGCUAAAGAGGAAUGCCAACUGGGCUCAUAA
Papaver somniferum (opium poppy) is the source of this 1464-nucleotide messenger RNA. Its product is annotated as aspartic proteinase CDR1-like. The coding region runs from base 1 to 1464 and encodes 487 amino acids. The record is from RefSeq and is a predicted model, not a curated record. Gene Ontology annotation, cellular component: extracellular region. The transcript has a single exon. Lineage: Eukaryota; Viridiplantae; Streptophyta; Magnoliopsida; Ranunculales; Papaveraceae.